Molecule: messenger RNA, 4256 nt
Organism: Megalobrama amblycephala (Wuchang bream)
Lineage: Eukaryota; Metazoa; Chordata; Actinopteri; Cypriniformes; Xenocyprididae
Product: NACHT, LRR and PYD domains-containing protein 3-like
Exons: 15
Coding region: 344-3640 (1098 amino acids)
Molecular function (GO): protein binding
Source: RefSeq, a predicted model, not a curated record
ACACGCUUCACUUUUUUUUUUAUUUGCGGCUGGCUCGACCGCAGUCUAACUUGCUGGAACUUCUUAACGUCCAUAGAUAAAUUAAUGAUCUUCGGCUCUUAUUUGAAGCUGCAGGGGUUUAUUCCUGCAAUGGUUUUGUCCUACUUGUCCUCAAGCAAGCCUAAAAGAAAGUGAAAGUUCAUUUUUGUCAGGAGCCAUUUUGUGAACUUGUCAAAACAGCAGAAAGAUUGGUUACAUGCAUUUCUCCUCAGCUGUCAAUAACAGCAGUCAUCUAGACUAAACUGAAACAUUAUGUGGAUGGAUGUAAGAUAAGACUCAUCUGAUCCACCUGUGCAGCUGCAAUAUGGACGACACACAGACAUCCAGUGAUGGAGAUUUUUGUCCAGAAAUCAGUUCAGUCAAGAAGAAGAGAACAGAAUCUCCAGAGCCCAGCUGUGUGUCUAUGAAGAGUGAUCAGUCUAUGGAUCCGCCACUACAUUUUAACAAUAGAAACACAUCAUCUGGCUGCAGAUACAGUUUAGUCUAUCAUAAGAGGACAGAAUCUCCAGAGCCCAGCUGUGUGUCUAUGAAGAGUGAUCAGUCUAUGGAUCCGCCACUACAUUUUAACAAUAGAAACACAUCAUUUGGCUGCAGAUACAGUUCGCUCCAUCAUAAGAGAACAGAAUCUCCAGAGCCCAGCUGUGUGUCUAUGAAGAGUGAUCAGUCUAUGGAUCCGCCACUACAUUUCAACAAUAGAAACACAUCUUCUGGCUGCAGAUACAGUUCAGUUCAUCAAAAGAGAGCAGAAUCUCCAGAGCCCAGUUAUGUGUCUAUGAAGAGUGAUCAGUCUAUGGAUCCGCCACUACGCUUUAAUGUUGGAAACACAUCAUCUGGCAGCAGAUACAGUUCGCUCCAUCAUAAGAGAACACAAUCUCCAGAGCCUAUCUAUGUGUCUAUGAAGAGUGAUCAGUCUAUGGAUCCGCCACUACAUUUUAACGAUAGAAACACAUCAUCUGGCUGCAGAUACAGUUUAGUCCAUCAUAAGAAAACAGAAUCUCCAGAGCCCAGCUGUGUGUCUAUGAAGAGUGAUCAGUCUAUGGAUCCGCCACUACAUUUUAACAAUAGAAACACAUCAUCUGGCUGCAGAUACAGUUUGGUCCAUCAUGAGAGAACAGAAUCUCCAGAGCCCAGCUGUGUGUCUAUGAAGAGUGAUCAGUCUAUGGAUCCGCCACUACAUUUCAACAAUAGAAACACAUCUUCUGGCUGCAGAUACAGUUUUCACAUAGGACAUCCACACCGGAGAAAAGCUGCAUCAACUGUUUUCAGCCAUGAAGUCCUCAACACAUUAAGAUCAAAUCUGAAGAAUAAGUUUCAGUGUCUGUAUGAGGGAACAGCACAGCAGGGAAACCCAACACUCCUGAAUGAGAUCUACACAGAGCUCUACAUCACAGAGAGUGAGAGUGGAGAGAUCUGUAAUGAGCAUGAGGUGAGACAGAUUGAGACACAAUCCAGGAGAGCAGCAACAGAGGACACACCAAUCAAAUGCAAUGACAUCUUUAGACGUUUACCUGGACAAGACAAACCCAUCAGAACUGUGAUGACAAAGGGAGUCGCUGGCAUUGGAAAAACAGUCUCUGUGCAGAAGUUCAUCCUGGACUGGACUGAAGGGAAAGAGAAUCAGGACGUCCAGCUCAUAUUUCCAGUUCCUUUUAGAGAGCUCAAUUUGAUGAAGGACAAAACACUCAGUCUUUCUGAUCUUCUUCAUGUCUUUUUCCCUGAAACAAAAAAAAUAGAAAUAUCCAGUGACAAAUAUAAAGUGUUGUUCACCUUUGAUGGUCUGGACGAGUGUCGUCUGUCUCUGGAUUUUCAGAGCAAUGUGAGGUUGUGUGAUGUAAGUGAAUCAGCCUCAGUGGACGUGCUGCUGACGAACCUCAUUGCGGGGAAUCUGCUUCCCUCUGCUCUCAUCUGGAUCACCUCCAGACCAGUAGCAGUUGAUCUCGUCCCCUCUGAGUGUGUUCAUCGAUUGACAGAGGUACGAGGCUUCAAUGAGCCACAGAAGGAGGAAUACUUCAGGAAGAGAGUCAGUAAAAAGAGAUUGGCUGAAAGAAUCAUCACACACCUGAAGUCAUCAAGGAGCCUCUACAUCAUGUGCCACAUCCCAGUGUUCUGCUGGAUCUCAGCCACUGUUCUAGAGAAGAUGUUGAGCGAAGCAAAAAGUGGAGAGAUUCCCAAGACUCUCACUCAAAUGUACACACACUUCCUGAUGGCACAGAUUAGUAUCAAAGACACAAAGUACAAUGAGAAGGAUACUGACAAAAAGAUGAUUUUCAAACUAGGGAAACUGGCAUAUAAGCAACUUGAAAAAGGCAAUGUGAUCUUCUAUGAGGAAGACCUGAGAGAGUGUGGCAUUGAUGUGACAGAAGCAUCAGUGUACUCAGGAUUGUGCACUCAGAUCUUCAGAGAGGAGUUUGGCUGGUAUCAGGGGAAAGUCUUCUGCUUUGUUCAUCUGAGCAUUCAAGAACAUCUAGCAGCUCUAUAUGUGCACCUCUCCUGUGCAAACAAAAACAGAAAUGUGUUUGAUGAAGUCAACAGAAGAAGUUUGUUGUCUAAACUUAAGGACUGGUUUCAUCACAAUUCAUCAGAACAUCUUUCAUUAUCUGAGCUGCAUCAGAGAGCUGUGAAUGAGGCUCUACAGAGUAAAAAUGGACAUCUGGACCUUUUCCUUCAGUUCCUUAUGGGUCUGUCAGUGAAUACUAAUGAGAUUCUCUUACAACCACUGAUGAAACAGACAAGAAGCAGAUCUGACAGCAAUAAGGAAACAGUUGAGUACAUCAAGAAGAAGAUCAGGACCACUCGCUCUCCAGAGAAAUUUAUCAAUCUGUUUUACUGUCUGAAUGAACUGGGUGAUCAUUCACUAGUGGAGGAAAUACAACAGUAUCUGAAAUCUGGAACAAUAAAGGAAGCCAAACUCUCUUCAUCUCAGUGGUCAGCUGUAGCUUUUGUGUUGUUGACAUCAGAGGAGGAGCUGGAUAAGUUUGAUCUCAAGACAUUUGUUGUAGGAAACAUUAAAGCUGAAAAUAUGCUUGUUUUUCAGAAGCUGCUGCCUGUGAUUAAAGAAUCCAGAUCAGUUCACUUGAGUGACUGCGGUCUCACAGAUGAAAGCUGUGCUGCUCUGGCUUCAGCUCUGAGAUCAAACCCCUCACACCUGAGACAACUGGAUCUCUCUUGGAAUAAACUAGGAAGUUCUGGUGUGACGCUUCUCUGUGCUGCUCUCAAGAAUCCUCGCUGUAAACUGCAGAUACUGUGGUUGUGGGAAUGUGGCGUCACAGAUGAAGGUUGUGCUGCUCUGGCUUCAUUACUGAGAUCAAAGCCCUCACACCUGAGAGAACUGGUUCUGUCUUGGAAUAAUCUACGAGAUUUAGGCAUGAAGCUUCUCUGUACUGGACUUGAAGAUCCUCACUGUAAACUGGAGAAACUGUGGUUGAGGGAUUGUGGUGUCACAGAUAAAGGUUGUGCUGCUCUGGCUUCAGCUCUGAGAUCAAACCCCUCACACCUGAGACAUCUCAAUCUGUCUGAGAAUAACCUAGGAAGUUCUGAAGUUCAGUUACUUUUUGAUCUGAAGGAUGAUCCACAUUAUAAACUUCAAGAACUAUAUUACUGACUCAGUGUUUAGACAUCAGUCCAAUUUCCGCAGGAUCAGCUGAUGGUAAAUAAGGAGACAAGACAGACACACAGCGAUCACUGUAUUUUCUCAUGUCCUUCUAUUUUUGCAGUUAUUUUUUAUUGUAAUAUCUGCUUUCUUAAUGAUCUUACACUCUAAAAUAAGAGUGUAAUAUUCUACAGACAUUUUCUAUACGUUUAAGUAUAGGUGAAUGCAUUUUAAGGCCAGAUUUACUAAACGGGGCAAUUAGCGUGAUAGCGCAAUUCCACAAAUGUGCCAAUGGGAGUGGCAAGUUUUGUGCGUAAUCUACUGCUGACCCGCAAAUUAAAGAACACAGAUGCAGUUGAUUAAUUUACAUAAUGACCAACGCAAUCUACCAAGAGCAGCACAAAUUAGCGUUGAGUCGCAAUAAGUAGAGAUGAUGUUCAUCAUCAGGUGCAAGUCGACACAGGCACAACUUGUUAUAUGUGAUGUAUGGAUAACGUCUUCCUAUGGCAUUCCAAAGAAAUUAAUAUGAGUGGAAAAUAUUUUCUCCCUUCUACCACACGCUCUCUGUUCUCUGCAGUGUCUCCUCCUAGCAGCAACAAUUGCAGCCAUGUCGCAAAAUGGGUUAAGA